This is a messenger RNA of Anolis sagrei ordinatus, 2116 nucleotides long. It is a transcript of the gene UBL3, whose product is annotated as ubiquitin like 3. Gene Ontology annotation, molecular function: protein binding. The record is from RefSeq and is a predicted model, not a curated record. NCBI's taxonomy places the organism in Eukaryota, Metazoa, Chordata, Lepidosauria, Squamata, Anolidae.
CGAAAGACCUUUCUUUUUUUGGCUGGCUUUUAGAAAAACAAACAGAAUCUUUAAAAAGUUUUUGUGUGUGUGUGUGAAAUCAAAGGGAAUAUCAAGAUGUCUGGAAGUGUUCCAUCAGAUAUGAUAAAUUUGCGCCUCAUUUUGGUAAGUGGAAAAACAAAAGAGUUCUUGUUCUCACCAAAUGAUUCGGCAGCAGACAUUGCGAAGCAUGUAUAUGAUAACUGGCCAAUGGACUGGGAAGAAGAGCAAGUGAGUAGUCCAAAUAUUCUGAGACUUAUUUAUCAAGGACGGUUUCUUCAUGGCAAUGUAACACUAGGAGCAUUAAAACUUCCUUUUGGCAAGACCACAGUGAUGCAUUUGGUGGCUAGAGAGACGUUGCCAGAGCCAAACUCCCAAGGUCAGAGAAAUCGUGAAAAAACUGGAGAGAGCAAUUGCUGUGUGAUCCUGUAAAUGCUCUGCUGUAUCUGCUACUUGUGAUGUAGAAUAGUUUUUGUCUUUCAUGCCGCUGGACUAGAGGAGACCAACAUUGCUUCGAACAUCAUUAGGAACAGUCUACCUGUGAAUCCAUUGAACUGAAAUAUUACAUGAACGCUGUCACAUUUUUUUCCUAGAACAAUGAACACUUUUUUUUACCUUUUUACUUUUUAGGUUGUUGAACAAGCUUAUUAAUACAUCACUUCAAUGCAUUCUGUCUCUAAGAAAAAGUUAACUAUUCUCUUCAACAGGAAUCAUUUUGCUGCCAUAAAAUCAUUCUUAAUCUGAACUUUAACCAGUCAAGAUUUCUAGAUGCAAUUUGCACUAAAAAUGGUUGGCAAGACAUAGACCUCAUCUACAAAAGUUCUUAAGAAUUUGAAACACAGAGAAAAUGAAUCAGCACUGGAAAAUACUAUCAGCAGUCUUGUUUUCUUGAAUUCAGUGAUGGCCAACUGAAACGCAGAAAAAUAACUACUAAAAUAAUUCUACCUAAGUCAGCCUUGAUGGCCAAACUGGCACAAAUACUAACUAAAAUUGUCUGACUAUAGACAUAUAUAAAUAUAUAUAUUUUCACUGCAACAAACAAUGUGCCUGUAAUUUUAAAGCACUCUGUAGAGGGCUGUUGUAACUGAUUUUUUUUCAUUGAUAUGCACUCUUCUCUUGUACAUUAGUUGAGUGCUUGUUCAGACAGCACAAAUAAGUGCAGAGAGUGCAUUUCCUAGCCUUAAUAUGGGAGGGGUAAUUUCCUGUAGUUCAUAGGCUUUUAUUAAUGUGCAUAAAUAUUAGAAGACCUCAUUUACUAAUCAAUUUUAUGUCUUUAAUAUCAACAGUUGAUGUUUUUCAAUCAUUCUUAUUCCAUCUGUACUUUAGUAUCCAGAGUCAUGCUUACUCAUUAGUGACUUCAAAGAAAAUGACGAAAUGAAAAAAAGGAGGAAAAAAGUAGAAAAACCUCUGCCAUAUGCUGACUUUUUGUUUGUUUAUGUUAUCUGCAUUUGGUAUUAGUGCUUGCAAUUGUAUUGGGAGUCAAAAGCUGUUUUUUUAAAAAACAAAAACAAAAACAAAGCAUACAUAGUUACAAAGGAUGCCAUUCUUUUAUUUCAUAGAAUUUUAAGAACUGAUAUGCUAAAAAAUUGCACAGCACUAAAGCAUGAGUUGGUUUCAUCUAAACCUGUAAAAAAUAUAAAAGAUUUUAUAUAUAUUUUCCACUAGGGAGAAAUUCUUCCUAGUUGAAAUUACAAAUCUGUAGAAUAUAUUUAAUAAAAAUCUUAUAAAAACAUGAUUAUAGAACUUAAAUAUAGAUUGGCGUGUAGAAUAAUAUGACAAUAAUCCAUAUAAAUAGCUCUAGGCUUUAAAGAAUGCAGGUUGACAUUGUGUUCUGUACUUGAGUCCACGGCCCUUACAAACAUGUGUUUUUUGAAUGAUCAACUUCAUUUAAAUGUAAUCAGGUUAUUUUAUUCAAUGUUAUUGCUUUGACAAAAUGCUUUAUAUGCAGUAGGUCUACAAAGAUAUUGUUCAUAAUGAUCAAAAUUAAAUUUGUAUAGAGCAGAGUUUUAAAACAAAUUGUAAAUAGCACUAAACAUUUUCUUUCUGCAACCUGUACUGAUAGAUUCUUCUGUAAACUAAAUAAAAGAAGAAUACUGUA